Messenger RNA from Cyphellophora europaea CBS 101466, 702 nucleotides. RefSeq lists its product as uncharacterized. The coding region runs from base 1 to 702 and encodes 233 amino acids. The record is from RefSeq and is a predicted model, not a curated record. NCBI's taxonomy places the organism in Eukaryota, Fungi, Ascomycota, Eurotiomycetes, Chaetothyriales, Cyphellophoraceae. Gene Ontology annotation, cellular component: membrane. The transcript has a single exon.
AUGGCACGCAUACCACUCUUCAAACGUUUGGUCAUCAUGAUGAUGAACAUACUCUUCCCACCCAUCGCAGUGGCUAUGAUCACCGGUGUCGGCAUGGACACGCUGGUCAAUAGCGUGCUGUUCCUCCUCGCCGUCAUUCCGUCCCACAUUCACGGUUUCUAUAUUUCAUGGGUCUACUUCAACCGCAAACGCAAGGUUCGCAAGGGCAUCUAUCCCGGCGACAAAGCUAGCGGCAUAUCUAGCGACCGAGUCAACAACGGUGGAGCCACACGAAGGGAGAUACAAAAGUUGAAAGAGGAGCGGGAUUUUGGCAAAGUGGAAAAGAGCACGAACAGACUCUCCAGACCUGGUGUAAGUCGACAGCUCAGCAACCGAGUCGCAAAUUGGGAUGAUGGAUUUGACAAGGAGAUGUUGAGCAGAACUAGCAGCAUGAACCGACCGAGCACGCUGAGUCGGCACAAUUCUGGAAGGAGUGGACGACGGCAAGAAAACGGCACUGUUCCUCGGUCCAGGAGCGAAAGCAGGACGAGGAGCCUGACCAGGCAGUUGUCCAACCGUCUGGAGGACCAUAUGGUGAGACGAUUGACCGAUCGGGAUGACAGAAGGAGACGAAGGGACUAUGACUACGACGACACGGGGAGCUAUGGUGCGUCAAGCGAAGCAUCGCCGGCUGCCAUGGCCGAGGUUAGACGAUGGCGGUAA